Scutellospora calospora is the source of this 268-nucleotide messenger RNA. The record is from the annotation of a GenBank genome assembly. NCBI's taxonomy places the organism in Eukaryota, Fungi, Glomeromycota, Glomeromycetes, Diversisporales, Gigasporaceae.
AUGCCAUUAUCAAUCUUAUUGGAAAGACAUAUUAUUAAAUCUAAUGAGAAACUUGGUAAAAGUAAUGUUAAAGUUUUUUGUAAAGUAUGUGUUGAUAUAUUGGGUGAAGAAGCAGACAAAGGCAAUAGUUUUCCUAACAAAAUGGAUAGAAUCAUUCAGCACCUAAAAAAAUGUGUACAUUUUGUGGAGAAAAUGACACCUGAAGAAACAGAUGAAAUAUUUGCUCUGACUAAUAAUAAUAAAGAGAUUUUAAAUGAAAAAAGACUAA